Messenger RNA from Penicillium antarcticum, 348 nucleotides. RefSeq names its product FKBP-type peptidyl-prolyl cis-trans isomerase. NCBI's taxonomy places the organism in Eukaryota, Fungi, Ascomycota, Eurotiomycetes, Eurotiales, Aspergillaceae. Gene Ontology annotation, molecular function: peptidyl-prolyl cis-trans isomerase activity. The record is from RefSeq and is a predicted model, not a curated record. The coding region runs from base 1 to 348 and encodes 115 amino acids. The transcript has 5 exons.
AUGGGUGUUGUUAAGCAGCAAAUUCAGCCUGGCGAUGGCCAGAACUUCCCUAAGACUGGUGAUACCAUCUCCAUGCACUACACUGGCCACUUGGAGACUGCUAACGGAGAGGUCUUCGACAGCUCUGUCUCUCGUGGUACUCCCUUCGAGACCCCCAUUGGUGUCGGAAGAGUUAUCCAGGGUUGGGAAGAGGGUGUUCCCCAGAUGAGCCUUGGCGAGAAGGCCCUUCUCACUAUCACUCCUGACUACGGCUACGGUGCUGGCGGUUACCCCCCUGUCAUUCCCCCCAACUCUACCCUCGUCUUUGAGGUCCAGCUCCUGGCUAUCAACAACCGUCGCGCUCAGUAA